This is a messenger RNA of Meriones unguiculatus (Mongolian gerbil), 3490 nucleotides long. RefSeq names its product sterile alpha motif domain containing 1 (gene Samd1). The transcript has 7 exons. Gene Ontology annotation, molecular function: protein binding; DNA binding. The coding region runs from base 1374 to 2936 and encodes 520 amino acids. The record is from RefSeq and is a predicted model, not a curated record. Lineage: Eukaryota; Metazoa; Chordata; Mammalia; Rodentia; Muridae.
GUUAGGGAGAGCAGGAAAGCCAGACACUGGGGAAGGGGCAACAUCAGCUGUUCCCCUCCCGCCAUUCUCCCCCACACUUCUCUGCCUGUUCUCAAUGAAUUUCUUAGCUCCAGUCACACCCCAUCUUGCUGGUGUAUCCAGGGGCAGGGUACGGAAAGAGGGGCCCAAAUUCAGCCUCCACCCUCACCCCAGCACCGGACACUAAGGAUGGACAGAAAAGCCAACCUUCCCUUCCAUGCAGUCCUACUUGGAAAGGGAGAUUUUAGUGACGUGUACAGAGGGCUGCUUGCUAGUGGGUUUUUUGUUUUUUUUUUUUUUUUUUUUGUUCUUGUUUUAGUUUUUUUUUUUUUUUUUUUUUUUUUAAUCUUCAUUUAAAUUAAUUUCCACCAGUGCCUCCCAUCCUCCAAACUGCCCCACCCCUCCCAAACUACCUUGCUCCACAAAUCCAUCCUGAUGAGACCGGGGUAGCCAACUGACUCUGUCGAGGAAGGAACCGGGCUUUGAACCUCGCCCUGAGCUGCUAGCCUCCCAGCCCUUUUCUAGGGGUCUCAUGCCAACUCUUCCGUGCAUCAGCCCCUCCCCAUCCUGGGCGCCUCACUUCUAGCUUAGCUGUCAGCUGUCCAUCACCUCUUGCUGUGUGCAUCCCCAUUCACUGCACCCCCAAGUCUGACUGUGCUUUUCUCUCAAUAGAAAGGUGGGGAGCUGCUGGGGAAAUUACCCCAUUUAUCCCUGUGUUUAUCCCUCUCGUAACUUCUCCCAAAAAGGAGGAGCUCUCAGGCCUGGGUGGGGGCCCCAGGGGGCGAGGGGGGCCGUUCAACCUGUGUGCUUCGAAGGAUGAGACUUCCUCUUGAACAGUGUGCUGUUGUAAACAUAUUUGAAAACUAUUACCAAUAAAGUUUUGUUUUAAAAUAAAAGUGUCGCUGGUAUUCCCGACUUCGAUCACACCCUCGGGGUGUAGGAAAGGGAAUUUCGGACCUCAGCGUCGAGGCUCGGGAGACCCUGGCCUCGGGACCCUGGAGAAACCAGUCCGGGACCAAGAGGCCACUGGAGGGAGCCGCCCGGACCAGUUCGACCGAACGGCAGCGGGAUCGGCCGGGUAGAAGGAGAAAGGGGGAGCCCCGCGCGCCCGCAAGCCCUCGUGUAGGCGCGGCAGGGCCGCUAGUGAGCUCUCCGCGGCUCCCUAGGAGCGCGGAGCGUCGGGCCGCGGCGCGGCUAGUUCCCGAAACAGCAGCGCCGCCGCCGCUCCGCCGAGGCGCUGCGCCCCCCGGGGGGAGGCGGAGGAGGCGGGCAGCGGCGGAGGGAGGGGAGCGGGGAGGGGGCGCCGCGCUGGGAGGGAGGCAGCGCGCACCGUGCAGCCGGGCCGGGCGGGAGGCAUGGCGGGGCCCCCGGCCCUACCCCCGCCGGAGACGGCGGCGGCCGCCACCACGGCGGCCGCCGCCUCGUCGUCCGCCGCUUCCCCGCACUAUCAAGAGUGGAUUCUGGACACCAUCGACUCGCUGCGCUCGCGCAAGGCGCGGCCGGACCUGGAGCGCAUCUGCCGGAUGGUGCGGCGGCGGCACGGCCCGGAGCCCGAGCGCACGCGCGCGGAGCUCGAGAAACUGAUCCAGCAGCGCGCCGUGCUCCGGGUCAGCUACAAGGGGAGCAUCUCGUACCGCAACGCGGCGCGCGUCCAGCCGCCCCGCCGCGGAGCCACCCCACCCGCCCCGCCGCGCGUCCCCCGCGGGGGCCCCGCCGCGCCACCGCCCACGCCCGCCCCGCCGCCCGCGCCCGUCGCCGCCCCGACCCGGGCGCCCCGCGCGGCCGCCGCCACAGCGCCCCCUUCUCCCGGCCCCGCGCAGCCGGGUCCCCGGGCUCAGCGGGCCGCGCCCCUGGCCGCGCCGCCACCAGCGCCCGCCGCGCCCCCGGCCGCGGCGCCCCCAGCCGGCCCGCGCCGUGCACCGCCACCCGCCGUCGCCGCCCGGGAGCCGCCGCCGCCGGCGCCGCCACAGCAGCAGCAGCCGCCGCCGCCGCAGCCACAGCCGCCGCCGGAGGGGGGCGCGGCGCGGGCGGGCGGCCCGGCGCGGCCCGUGAGCCUGCGGGAAGUCGUGCGCUACCUCGGGGGCAGCGGCGGCGCCAGCGGACGCCUCACUCGCGGCCGCGUGCAGGGCUUGCUGGAAGAAGAGGCGGCGCGGGGCCGUCUGGAGCGCACCCGCCUGGGAGCGCUCGCGCUGCCCCGCGGAGACAGGCCGGGACGGGCGCCGCCGGCCGCUAGCGCACGCGCGGCGCGGAGCAAGAGAGGUGGAGAAGAACGGGUGUUUGAGAAGGAAGAGGAAGAUGAUGAGGACGAGGAGGAGGAGGAGGAGGACAAUGUAUCAGAGGGCUCAGAAGUGCCUGAGAGUGACCGCCCCGCAGGUGCGCAGCACCAACAGAUUAAUGGAGAGCGCGGCCCUCAGAGUGCUAAGGAGAGGGUCAAGGAGUGGUCGCCCUGUGGACCCUACCAGGGUCAGGAUGAAGGGCGGGGACCAGCACCUGGCAGCUGCACACGCCAGGUGUUCUCCAUGGCAGCUGUGAAUAAAGAAGGGGGAUCAGCUUGUGUUGCGGCUGCUCCAGAUUCUCCAUCUCCUGUGCCUUUGCCCCCAGGAAAACCAGCCCUCCCUGGGGCUGAUGGGACACCUUUCGGCUGCCCUCCUGGGCGCAAAGAGAAGCCAGCUGACCCCGUGGAGUGGACGGUCAUGGAUGUGGUGGAGUACUUCACUGAGGCGGGCUUCCCAGAGCAGGCCACUGCUUUUCAGGAGCAGGAAAUUGAUGGCAAGUCUUUGUUGCUCAUGCAACGGACAGAUGUGCUCACUGGCCUGUCCAUCCGCUUGGGCCCAGCCCUGAAGAUCUACGAGCACCACAUCAAGGUGCUUCAGCAAGGCCACUUUGAGGAUGACGAUCCUGAUGGCUUUCUAGGCUGAGCACCUAGCCUUGUCCGACCCCAUCCAGUUCAGAUCCCACCCAUGGUGGCCCCGUAGUCCAGGAGCUGGACAUGGGGACCCUCUGAACCUUCCCAAGAGACUCCAGUGAGGAGGUGCUCCUCCCCAUUCAUUUCCCCCUCUUCUCGCCCCCACCUUAGUUCAUCCCCUCUCCACCAUAGUGGAAUGUGGGGUAGGAGGACUUGGCUCAGUUACCAGGGGCCCCCCUUUCACCCCAAACAAGGACAUUUUUGAAAAACAAAAAAACAGGGGAGCUUCCUGUGGCCCCAGACCCUCCUCAGUUCAGCCAGAUGUAUCUUAUCUAUGUUUUGUUCUGCCUAUUCGUCCUGGUGGUGGUCUCUCUUCCCACCGCCUGUGCCCUCCGCCCAGCCUGGCCCCCAGCCUCUGGGGAACAGCUGAGGUAAGGGACCUUGGUCCUCUGGUUCCUUCCCUUUCUGUCUGUCCAUUGUUGCUCCACCUGGCUGUAUUGCUUUUUAAUAUUGCACCGAAGGUUUUUUAAAUAAAACUUAAAAAAACUUUAAAGAAGAAAAAAAAAA